AAAGUACCGAAUCUAAUCACAGCACUGAAGUCAACAUGGAUAAGAAGACUACACAGAGAAAUCAAUAAUUGGUUAGAGUAGAUAUUUCAAGUAAAGAUUGCAAUCUGAAAUACUACGGGGACGGAAAAGAUCUCUAUCUUCCUGGAUUCGUACAGAGUACUGUGGAUAAUAUCGGUUUUCAGCAGUGUAUCAAACUGUGUUACAAGAAAGUAAAUUGUGAUUCUAUCAACUAUGACAAAAUUGGUCUCAGAUGUGAAAUGAACACAAUUGUAACAACUGGCCAAACAAUUGACGACUUUCUGGAGAGCAGACUGGGAUCGGUGCACACAAUGGUCAACAAAACGGGGGAGUCUGCAUGGCAGGUAUCGUGUGAUUUGCUGAAAUGCCCUAAGAAUACAAGAUGUGUAAAACUACGAGACAACACCACAGUUUGUCAUCCAGAGCCAUGUCGACGGGCAGACUACUUGUUGUCUUCAAAAUUGAAUUUUUGCUUCAAAAUCCACAAUGAAGCUGCCACAUCUACUGCAGCAGAGCAAACAUGCAAUGACGAAAGUGCAACUCUGACAGUCAUCAAUUCUGAAGAGAAAAUGGACUACUAUGACAAGCAACAUCUUAAAUUCAAAUAUUCAACUCGACUGGGAUUUUUCAUCGCCGGGCAAAACUUGAACGGGGUUUGGACACUUCCCGACGACACUGUCCUGGAUCAGAAAGUCCAGUGGUCAACAGUCAUCUUAAACUAUGAUGGGCCUUGCAUGGUGUUCUGGAGGGCUACUGGGGAUUAUAUGUUGGCUGAUGGUAAAUGUACAGCGAAUAAUUACCGCUUCAUAUGCGAAGAAAAGUAGCCGAUUCUAAUGAU
This is a messenger RNA of Mizuhopecten yessoensis (Yesso scallop), 856 nucleotides long. RefSeq lists its product as uncharacterized. The transcript has 5 exons. Lineage: Eukaryota; Metazoa; Mollusca; Bivalvia; Pectinida; Pectinidae. The record is from RefSeq and is a predicted model, not a curated record. The coding region runs from base 258 to 842 and encodes 194 amino acids.